Molecule: messenger RNA, 2353 nt
Organism: Acipenser ruthenus (sterlet)
Lineage: Eukaryota; Metazoa; Chordata; Actinopteri; Acipenseriformes; Acipenseridae
Exons: 3
Coding region: 1-2316 (771 amino acids)
Molecular function (GO): nucleic acid binding
Source: RefSeq, a predicted model, not a curated record
AUGGCCUUCGAGAGGGAUGUGGCUUGCAACGUCUGCGAGGCUUUUCAGCCUAAAGUGAAAGAGGCUCAUCUGGAGAGAGCCAGAAAGGAGAGCUCCGCGUCCUACGCUGCGAGGUUCAUCUCCGCAAAGCGCGUAAAACGCUCCAGGCAGGCAAGGGAUAUUAUGGACCUGAAGGCCCAGAUGGCCCAGUUACUGGAGCUAUUGUCUAAGCAGACCACAGCAUCGGCCCCUGCUCAGGCUCCGUUGCAGCCCCAAGCACCAUAUUCCCCCUCCCCGCAGGGUGCGCAGGGAGGGUGGGAAGGUUCGCCCCAACUGGCACAGGAGGACGCGCUGUCCAUAGCCGCCUCUGGUGAUGCAGCUUCGUUCUCCUCUGAUAUACAGAGGAAGAGCCCGGCUCUGAGAGUGUGUCGGAAGCCAAUUCCGCCCCGUUGCCUAGCUCGGUCUCGGCUCUUAUGGAACGUGCUGCAGCAUUCCUGCAGGUUCCCUGGACACCGGCGGCACAGCCGCGCCGCUCCGUGUUCCGGACGCAGGUGCUGGCUCCCCGCCCGCAGGUGGCUGCGCUGCUCCCUCCCCGCGCUCCGGCGUGGAAUAGGUCGAGCCGUUGGCGGGCUACCAGGGCGCAAACUGUCACCAGAACGGUUCCAGUCCCCACAGCCCCAUGGGGAGGAGGGGUACUACUCGAGAUACUUUCUGGUACCCAAAAGAGAUGGAGGGGUUCGCCCCAUCUUAGAUCUGAGGCUCUUGAAUGGGUUUCUGAAAGAAAGGAGGUUCCGAAUGCUGACACACCAUCACAUCCUCCAGUCUGUCCGGCCGGGCGACUGGUUCACAACUGUGGACUUGCGGGAUGCAUACUUUCAUAUCCCCAUUCGUCCAGAGCACAGGAGAUACCUGCGGUUUUCCUUUCAGGGAAGUGCGUACGAGUUUGCUGUGCUGCCGUUCGGGCUUUCCCUAGCUCCGCGUACGUUUUCAAAGUGCGUAGACGCUGUACUGGCUCCCCUGCGGCUGCAAGGGAUCAGGGUUUUAAACUAUCGUGACAACUGGUUGAUUUGUUCCCAGUCUCGAGAGGGAGCUCUAGCCCACACGGCAAUUGUGACGGAGCAUCUGGUCAGGCUGGGUUUAGCCUUGAACGAUGCAAAGAGUCGGCUCGCACCAGUGCAAUGCACCACGUAUUUGGGGCUCUGGCUGGACUCCAAUGCAAUGAGCUUAUACCUGUCGGACGACAGGAUAGCAGCUAUUCAGGGUUGCCUCUCCCUGUUUAAACAGGGAUCGAAGGUAACCCUCAGGUUGUGCCAGAAACUACUGGGUCUGAUGGCCGCAGCCACGGUAGCGAUCCAGCUGGGUCUGCUUCGCAUGCGCCCGCUGCAAGUGUGGCUCAAUGCGUUUCACCUCAAUGCCAGACGCGACAAACACCGCAGGUUGACUGUGUCUCGCACAUGCUCAGCGACCCUACGCUGGUGGAGGGUUCCCUGUCACCUGCGCAAGGGUGUGCAAAUGGGAGUAAUAUUGAAUCGCCAAGUGGUGACAACAGAUGCCUCCAGCCAGGGCUGGGGAGCAGUCUGGCAGGGCAGGGGAGUCAGCGGAUCUUGGCCGGACCACUGGGCAUCCCUGCACGUGAACAUACUGGAGUUGCGGGCGGUGUUCCUGGCUCUCCAGCACUUCCUUCCAGUGCUGAGCGGUGCGCAUGUGCUGAUCCGAACGGACAGCACAACAGUAGUGGCAUAUAUCAAUCACCAGGGAGGCCUUCGGUCUCCGGGGCUACAUCGCAUAGCCUUCAGGCUAUUAAUAUGGGCCCAAGCCAACCUGCUGUCCCUGCGGGCGACGCACAUUCCGGGAGUGGUGAACUUAGCAGCGGAUCUCCUCUCCAGGAGAGGUCCGCAUCCGUCAGAGUGGCGUCUCCACCCUCAGACGGUGGAGUGCAUUUGGGAACGGUUCGGGAAGGCACAGGUCGAUCUGUUCACUUCAGCGGAGACGACACAUUGCCCCCUGUGGUACACCCUCUGUCACUCAGGCGGUCCACUAGGCGUAGACACCCUAGCACACGUUUGGCCCAAAGCGUUUUUGUACGCUUUUCCUCCUAUACCGUUGCUCCCGGCUUUCCUGGAGAAAGUCUGGUCGGAGAAAGCGUCAGUUCUUCUAGUGGCCCCCAGGUGGCCCAGGAGGAUAUGGUUUGCGACCUUGUGCCAGAUGCUGGACGGCCAGCCUUGGGAGAUCCCGCUUCGCCUGGAUCUCCUCACUCAGGCACAGGGCUCCCUUUGGCACCCGGAUCCAGGCAGGUUCCAGUUGUGGGCCUGGCCCCUGAAAGGGACCGCUGGCUAGCCCUGGGGCUGUCGGACGCGGUUGUGAGCACUAUGCA